UUCCCGGCGGCCCUCGCGGCAGGCUGAGGGCGUCCGGGCAGUUCGCGAUGGCCGCGGCUGGUUCCGCUGCCGUGUCAGGGGCCGGGACCCCAGUGGCGGGGCCCACAGGCCGCGACCUCUUUGCCGAGGGGCUCCUGGAGUUCCUGCGACCCGCCGUGCAACAGCUCGACUCUCACGUGCACGCGGUCAGAGAAAGCCAAGUAGAGCUCCGGGAACAAAUUGACAACCUAGCUACAGAACUGUGCCGGAUCAAUGAGGAUCAGAAGGUGGCCCUGGAUCUGGACCCUUAUGUUAAGAAGCUGCUUAAUGCCAGGCGACGAGUUGUCUUGGUCAACAAUAUUUUACAGAAUGCACAGGUAAAUAACAAUAAUAAUUCCAGCAGCGCAUAAUGGUGCACACUGUAA
Messenger RNA from Mastomys coucha (southern multimammate mouse), 404 nucleotides. RefSeq names its product SNAP associated protein (gene Snapin). The transcript has 3 exons. The record is from RefSeq and is a predicted model, not a curated record. NCBI's taxonomy places the organism in Eukaryota, Metazoa, Chordata, Mammalia, Rodentia, Muridae. Gene Ontology annotation, cellular component: BLOC-1 complex; synaptic vesicle; BORC complex. Gene Ontology annotation, biological process: intracellular protein transport; endosome to lysosome transport; lysosome organization. Bases 48 to 389 code for a protein of 113 amino acids. Gene Ontology annotation, molecular function: SNARE binding.